GACACUCAGUUAUGAAACUGCAGCCGGUCAUGUAAAUGAAUAUAUAGUUGUAUAACUCCGAAUAUUUCAAAAAUAUGGAUGGGGUAUUUUAAAUUGCUUUAUAACUACUCGAAACCUCAUGAUGAUUUUAACAUCGGUGAGAAUACAAGGACAGAGUUAUUCUUGUGAUAAAAAGGGGUUUUUAAUUCCGUCAUAGAAAUUAUGCAGCAUGAAAGCAAUACCAGUAAUGUGAAACAUCUAAAAACGUUUGACGUGAGCUCUUCAGAAAUGAGAUCAGCUAGCAUGCAUGAAAUUGUAAACAGUUGUCCUUCUGUUCAGAGUGAUCGAAUUACAAGAUAUGCAAGCCCAAAUCGAUUUGAUAUUCGUGAUGCCCCAAGAAGUUUUUUAGAUUCUUAUAGGGCUUACAGGUAUGGAUAUACAACAUAUUUCCAUGAGCUAUUGUUUUAGAUAUUCACAAAACCACGGAGUUAAUUUAAGUAGAUCGAAACUCCGUUCAACAAUGCCAACAAGUUUUUCUUCGUAUGCAGUCCCUUCACUGAAUGAAGUUACAUCUUCCAUGUCUACCUCAAAAUCCCUGGAUAUAAAUGUUGUCAAGAAUCAAGAAGAACUACUUCUUCAAGGUGGUGACAGAUGCUGUGAUAAAUAUAUAUCAUCCAUAUGUGCCAAGAAAGUAUCUACUAGAAAUCAACCAGUGGGCUAUGCAAACAGUGAUCAGUUAAACAGUAUUGAAAGACAUUCAUCUGAUCAUAUAACUACAUGCAGUAGUACUCCUAAUCAUAAUUCCAAUUCAUUUGUAAAAAUUUCUCAUCAUCAUACACCAAUUACUACAUCCCUAAUUUGUUCCUCUUCUCCUUCUUCUACCAUUUAUACAAAUGAACCAUUGGUACAUCGAAAUUCUCAUCCAGACCAACGUUAUUCAUCAUAUUGUCAAGCACCUUCAAACCAUACUAUGUCUACUUCUUUAUCGUAUUCGGAAAUUUCCAAACUGAAUUUAUCAUCUCAACAACAUUCAGUUAUAUCUCAAUCUAUUAAUAAUGAUAAUAAUAACAAUACUGUAUCUAAUGACGCCAGCAGUAGUAAUAAUGAUCGAUUAGAAUCUACAAUUAAUUGUCAUAUUGUUGCACAAAAAGAAUUUGAACAAACAUGGGACAAACAUAAUUCACAUGUGAAUUACGACUCAUGUAUCAAAACACCAACAACUGAUCCAAGAGAUUAUUUAUCAACUAAUGAACAAAUUGAAAUGAAUAAGAAUAAAACUAGUGAGAAAAUGAUCACUUUUAUUAAUCAUCAAAAAAAUCCAUAUAUCAACCAUAAUAUUAAUCUAACUGAAGAUAAUGAUGAUAAUACACCAAUACAAAAACAAUAUGUUUAUCCAUUUAAAGCAAAUUCAUUCCGUUCAGUUAAAAAUAAACAUAAAAAUUUUAAUAAAAAUAUGAAUAGACAACAACAACAGCAACAAAAAAUGAGAUCAAAUUAUGAAAAUGAAAUCAAUUUAAAACCAGAAAUUAAAUUAGUUGAUUCAAGACCAAGAACAAGAUUAUGUAUUCAAUCAGGAAUAGAAACUCAUACAAAAACAAUGACACUUCAAAGAAACUUAAUAACCGAUGAUAGUUUAAAUAGUAAUGAUUUAAAUAUGAUCGGUUAUAUUUCAUUACCUAAUCAAAAAAUAUCAACAAGAAAAAUAAUCAAUAAAUUAUCAACAUCACCAUCAAUGCCAUUACCAAAUUUAAUCUCUACUGAUCAUUGUAUAUAUAAUGUUAAUUUAUCUGAAAUCGAUCAUUAUAGUGAACCAUAUAAUAGUAGUAGUACAUGUGAAUCAUUAAUUGAAUAUAAACAAACAGAUAAAUUAAUCAUGGAUAAUCAAAAUGAUCCAGAAUUAACAGUGAAGCUUGAUAGAAUUGCUUGUGAAAUUGGAUUAUUACAUCAUCAGAGAAGAAUGGGACGUAAAAGUUCACUAUCUUCACAAUGUAAUGUUGAUGGUUUAAUAUCAAUAAAUAGUCCAUGUUCAGAAUCCAAUUUACCUAAAGCUGAUUUGGAUCAACUUUUAACAUUGGAAAUAUCAACUAUUGUUUCUAAUCCAGCUUAUGUUAGUUCAUCUAAAAAUGAUACAACAGUAACAACAACAACUCUUCAAACAAACUCGACAUCUUUAAAUAAUUCAAAAAUUACCGAUUCAAGACAUAGAACUCAUUUAUCUCGAGUUGAUUCAUCUUCAACUAAUAAUAAUCAAAUCAAAUCACAAAAUCGACCAAAUAGUACAGGUAGUCGAAUUAUUAAAGAAUUUCUACGUCAUAUAUCACCAAAAUUAAGACGUAGUUUGUCAAGAAUUUCUAGUAGAAAAAAAUCUGAAAAUCAAAAACCAAAUCAUGAUGAUAAUCAUGAAACUAAUCUUCAACCUUCUUCUAAUUCAUUUGAACGUUGUAAAUCAGAACGUAUCUAUCCAAAAAAAUCACUUCUUCGAUUUAUUCCACGUUGUUCAAGUCGUUCAAAAGAACGUAAAAGGAAACAGGUCUCAACUACAGAAGCAAAUACUCAAAUCAUUCCAUCAUAUUCGCUGAAUACUAAUAUUAUGAGAAGUGAUACAAAUAAAACUACAACAGAUGAAGAUAAGAAAUCUAACAAUUCAUCAGAGAUCGAUCAACAAUCUCAUCCCUUGUCUCAUGAUCAUCACCGAGAUCAGUAUUAUUCACGUUAUUAUGAAAAUUAUUUUAACAAGCAUCCACAAUCACGUCCUGUAAGUAUCGCUUUGCCAGUUGACAAGGAUAGAAAUGAUGAAAUUACAUCUCCACCGUAUAAUCAAUUACAAACUAAUUGUCAGCUUAAUCAGAAUAGCACUCUGAAAACUAAAGAAUUUGAUCAUUUGACUUUUGAUGAUCGUCCAGAACCGACUUACCUUAAUGCUGCUUUAAAUGCAUUUGGUUAUGGUUGUAAACCAGAUUGGAAACAUUUUUGUGUUUCCCCAUCAGCUAGACGUUUGGCUCAUGCAAGACAGUCAAUGAAAGUAAAACAAAUUGAAGGUGAUUCAUGUAACACAACUUUAUCUAACAAUAAUACAGAAUAUGAUGAAAUUUCAAACAAUAAAAAAAUGGAUUAUGAUGAUCAUGAAAAUGAGAAUAAAAUAACUAAUGAGAAAUGUACUGAUAGUAAACUUAAACAAACUAUUGAAUAUUCAUGUGAUAAUGAAACAAUGAAACAUGUAAAUGUACCAAUAAACGAAAUACAAUCAAUUGAUAAGUGUACAAUAAUUGAUAAUGAAACUAUAUUGGAUACAGAUCAUUGUAAAGUGUUUAUUGAACAACAGAAUAAUCAAUAUAAUAUACAACAUAAAGAUGAUCCAAUAAUUUUAUCCAAAUAUGUACUUGAUAAAUCUAGAAUAGAUCAAAAUAGAACUAAUGAAUUAUUUGAUAAAUCUACUAAAUUAAAAGACAAUACUACUUAUCAAUCAUCAGAUCAAUUGUUAAUAAGUCUUACGACAGAUGAUAUGGAUGAACAGAAUGAUGAUGAUGAUAAUAAUAAAAUGAAUUCAAAUAAUAUUAUAUUAGCUAUUAAAUCUAAAACACCGCCAAUAAAGCGUAGAAACACUGCAUUUGCUAUUAAAGCUAAAUCUGCUAAAUUAAAACAACCUUUGAAUAUAUUUAUACCAGCAAACAUUCGUUGUCAUAAUAAAUUAUCAGCAGCAAUAUCUAAAACGAAUGAAACUGAUUGUAUUCAAUUGAAAAAGAAAGAAGAACUUACAACUUUAUUUGAAGAUGAACAAUCAUUAAAGAAUCAAGACAUUACUGCUACUACUACUAAUACUACUGAUACUACUACUACUACUACUACUACUACUACUACAAUUAAUAAUAAUAAUAAUAUACCAUCAGAUAAUUUAUCAACAUUAUUCUAUUCAUCACUAUCUAGAUCAUCAAGUUUGAAUGGAAUUAAUGAAUUAAUGAAAAGGUAUUCAUCUUCUUCAAAUGAAUUAUACAAUCAUUCAGACACUGUUCAUAAUAAUAAUAAUAAUAGUCCAUUUGAACAUCUUAAAAAUACUGAGAUUAAUAAUAAUUCUUAUUUAGAAUUAUCAACAAAUAAUGAUAUAGAUUAUGUAAUUCAUCUAUUGAAAUAUAUACAAACAUUUGAAUAUCAAUUAAUGAAUGUGAUUCAUUUAGCAAGAAAUACAAUUGAUCAGAAUAAUCAUUCUAUAAAUGAUGAUGAUGAUGAUGAUGAUGUAUUAAAAUUGACAAAUGAGAACUUAAAUAAUGAUGAAUUAUUAACAGGUAUUGGUCAUAUACAAAUGUUAAUAAAUGGAAAUCUUACAAUGUUACGUAAAUUAUGUAAAGUUUACUUGGAAACUAAUACACAAAUAAAAAAACAACAAUCAAUGAAUUACAUUCCAUUAAAAAGUGAUUUAGAAGGUUAUUGGAAUUUAAUAUUAUUACAGUAUAGACGUUUUGAAUCACAAUUUCCAAUAUUAGUUAAUUGGAUUUCAAAUGAUUUUCGUAAUGAAUUAAAAAUACUUAUUAAAGAAUCUCUUGGUGAUCUACCUAGCUGUUCAUCUGAAUUCAUUAGUUCUUCAUAUAUGAAUAAAGAAUGUAAGAAGAACUCUACUAAAAAAACAAAUAUAGCUUCAUAUAAAAAGAAAUUAUCUGGAAUCAAUAAAAAUCAUGAUAAAUCGAUACAAUUACAUAGAACAAUUCAACAACGUAUUAAUAAUGCACGUAAACAAUUAUUAGAAAAACAAAAAAUUCUACAUGAAAAACAUAAUAUGACUAUGAUUACAAAUGAAAAUGAUACUGGUGAUAAUUCUAUAUGUAAAAAUACAUAUUUUUAUACAAUUGAAUAUUAAUGAAAAAAACAUGGUUAAGGUAUACAUUUUAUCAUAAAUAUAUAUUCAUAUAUAUAUAUAGUGUCUAUGUAAUAUGGAUACAUCAAUAGCCUUCUAAAUUAUAAAUUCUUUAGUUGUCAACAUAAAUUAAGUAUAUAUUCUUCAUAGGAAUUAUUACAUGUACAGUACAUAUCUGUGCAUAUAAUUUUUGUAAAUAAGUUUGAUGAUAUAUAAUUCAUUUCUUCUACUCAAUACUGUUCUGUAUUGAUGAUGAUGUAAUACAGAUGAGAAAUUUUAUUUUUUUUCUUCUUCAUGUAUCACUUUUUCGUCAUAUACAUAAACAAUAUUGUACACUAUUUCAUUUUAUCCCUCUUUUUUUCUUACUUGUCUAAUGUCUAUAGCAAUAGUAGUAGUAGUAGUCGUGGUGGUGGUGGUGGUGGUGGUGGGAUUAGUAUUAGUACUAGUAGUACUAUUUUCAAUCUAUGUAUCCAUGGAAAUUAAUUUUCUCAUUAAUUUCAAUGUUUAUUUUUUUUGUUUUUUAAAUUAAUUGAAACUUCCAAAUUUAUCAUCAUUACUUAGGAGAAGGUAAAAGAAUAUUCUACAAUAGAAAUGAAGAUUUAUCAUGUUUUUUUUAAUGUUUUUCUUUUUUCUUUUCUUUUCUUUUUUUUAAAAAAAAACAAAAGUUAUUUUUAUCACAAUUUUUUUUUCGUGUGUUGUUUAUUUUGAUUGGUCAAUAUAUAAAUAUUUUUCUUUAUUUUUCUUUAUAAUAAAUAGAAUUACUUCUAUUCAUAUGUGUAUGCAUUGAAUAGGUUUUUGUCAAUGAAUUGAUCUUAGAGUAAUGAACAAUGUGAUUUUUGUUUAAUACUUUAAUAUGGAUUACAUUGUAUCUAUGAUGUUGUAGUAUGAUUAUUAAUCUGUGUAGAAAUCGCAUGCAUCAUGUUACAAUUUUAGAUGAUUGAAAGAAGGUCUACAGGACGCUGUGAAUCUUGUUAUUCAGGACUCGUCAGAAAGGGAUACCUCGCUGUAACGACCUGCAUCGUUUAUCGAUAACAUUUUAGACUGUGAAGUUGAGUAGUAUGGAUUUGCAGUCCACAAGGAGGUAUUUCUUGCUAAAGUGUAGUAAAUAUCACGAAACGUAAGCCUAGAAUUAGAUGAAUAUAACACUGGUUACCAUUCAUUCGUUCAUCAGAAUAAAUAUAUUUUAGUGGCCCGUUUAUCUGACACCCAGUUAGACGAACUAAUGGAUAUGACAUGAACAUUAAUCUUCUGUUUGGUUUUGUUUAAGCGGUUAUAGUAAUAAGGACCCAAAUAUGGAUCAAGUUGAAUGAAUUUAUUUCAUGUACUAGUUUAAUCAGACAGAUAUUAAAAACAAGAAGCAGGAAAGCGAAACAGAAAAGUAAAUGUGCCAACUCCGCUUGAUAUAGUGUGUGAUGAAUGAAGUAAUCAAUACACACACACACUCUCAAAUAAAAAUAUUAAAGGUUAUAAACGAAUAAUUAAUAAGGUCAAAGGAAAGUAAAUUAUUUAGUAUGUCCGAAAGUUAGUACUACCCAUGUGGACGGCAUAUAGUAACAAAAUUUAAAACAUAGAACCUACAAGCCUGUUUAGCCAAAAUGGCUCAGUGGUAAUGUCCUUAACAGUGGUAUUGCGUUGAAUAGGUUCACACUGCAUGAAGAACACCAUUCUUCUCUUAAAUAUGGAUACGCUUUAGUAUCGAUUACUUACCAGAGCAAACCCUGUUUAGACUGAGAUUACUGUUGUUUUAGUCCAACCACCUAACAACAGUUGUAAAGGUGUCUAGCAUCUGUAAAGACACUAAAGUAUUAGAUUCUCAACUUACAACAAAAACAGUCAGAAAUACUUCAGACGUCUCAGAUAUAUUCAAAAGCAUGAGUGACACGCAGUGUGAUCGAAGGGAUGUAUAUGAAGAGAAAACUCUUGCAUUUAUUAAGCUAAAAGAUAAAUGAAAUGAAAGUACAAAUAUUCAUUGCAAAGAUACUAUCUAUUAAGGCUUAUUUAAUCAGUAUGGCCUAUUGAUAAAGCUAUGGAUAGCUGUAUUUGUGCUAUUUUAUUAAAUACUCUAUGUUUAAAGGCAGUGAACUGUAAUCCUCCAGUAAGAAAGGGAUUAAAUGAAAAUGGGAAUAGCCAGAAGAAAUAUAUGGGGUAAUGAAUACCACUUGUUUGUUUAGACGUGUGUCCGAUACUGUUAUUAUCUUGGACAAAUAAAAUUUUUAGAUUUACCACGAGAAUAUUUGAGAUGAAUGGUGUUCGAAUGUGUUGUACAGUCUUUAGUUAAUAGGUCUUUAAGUAUAUUACUUUAUAAAUUGAAUAGGUUCUAGAUCAAGUGGUUUAACUCUAGCACUUUCAUUUGAAGAUGUGAUAGUCUUGAGUUCAAUCCUAUGUAAGAUUGUUAAUAGAUACUAUUGAUUUCCCAAAACUACAACUAAUAUUAGCUCAUACUAAAUAAAUCUAUUUAAAUAAUACUAUAUUCAUCAUUUUUACAGUGUACACACUAGUUCAAGUACUGUACUAUUCAAGCGUUCCAAUAAAAUUGAUAGUUACAAAUAAUGACCAUAUUCUAGUCAUUAAAUGAAUGAGUAUGAUUGUCAUUAGUUUAUUGUAUACAACUAUGUUUGUUUGAUCUUUUUUUUUUCUGGAACGUUUUUCAUAAAGUAUAGGUUUACUACGAAUUAGAUUGUUUAACAUUGUUGACAAUGCUAUAAAGAAAUGACUACAUAAAUACAUACAUAUACAUUGUAUAGUAAUGAUUUAUUAUCUAAAGGAUAAACAAUGAAAAUUAGUUAUUUUCUCUGUUCAAUUGUCAUUAUGAAUUCAUACUUUAUGAUGUUAUAUUGUUGAAUAUUGUCAGUUUUUGUAUUUCACUUUAAUGAGAUUGCCGCUUAGUUUGUUUGUUUUGAUUUAUUGUAGACAAUUCUCCGUCUUUCUCUCUUCCUCUCUAAAACAAAGUUUAUCGAUUGUUAAGAGAAUAUAUAAUUCAGAUUGUAUGUUUAAACAAUUUAUGAAGUUUGAUUUUAGUAAGGGAUUGAUAUAAACUAGAGUGAUUGAAUUUCAUGGAGUUGUCAUGUCCUUGUAUGCUGUUGAGAUAUUCAGAAAAAUAUCCCAACAAUUAUCCUGUUAAGUCUAAUGCUAUCCUUGGACUUGGAAUGGUAUCAUUUUCCUAUUGGUCAAUACUUAUUUCACGUGUCGUUUCCCUACUGGUACGAUGUGGUCUGUUUGAUUGGUAUAUAAACAGAGUAUGUUUGAAAUAUAGUGAUUC
Molecule: messenger RNA, 8084 nt
Organism: Schistosoma curassoni
Lineage: Eukaryota; Metazoa; Platyhelminthes; Trematoda; Strigeidida; Schistosomatidae
Source: the annotation of a GenBank genome assembly